UAAAGUAUGGAGUCGGCUCGCACGUUUCUGAGCUGCCAGAGGCGAGAAGAGCGCAUCCCGACACACGCGCAUGAUUAUUGAUGCGUCUCUCUCCAUAGAAUAGAACAGAGCGCAGAUGUCCCGAUGUGCGUUUUAACAGCUGGAGUUCUUUUUAACUUGACACGGCGUCUAAAGAACGCGGCGCUCCUACGCGAGACGCUGUAGAAACAGCGAGACGCGGCAUAGCGGUCAAAGACGUCCGUCUUGCGGACGCAAAGACGCGUUCGGUGCAAACGGCCCCUUUGACGCACCGAAUGCGAGGAAUUACCCUCAAAAUACAGACACGUUAUUCCGCUUAAAUAACGACCGGACAGUGAGUUCAGGAUAUUUGUGACUUUCUAUUGUAGCUCGGCAUUUCGAGGCGCGCAGUACUAAGAAACUAUGGAAACGGUUUCCACGCACGCGGAAUCGUCCCAGUUAGGGAAUAUCGGAGACGAUCAAGGUGAGCCGCUACCGGUGGACUCUCCGUCCGGGGAGAUGCUGGCCUCUCUCGGUGUGCGGAGAGGAUCCAGCGUGAAGAAACAUCAUCACAAGCACAACCUGAAGCACCGCUACGAGCUGCUGGAGACGCUCGGAAGAGGCACAUAUGGAAAAGUGAAGAAAGCCAUAGAGAGGCAUACUGGACGAGUGGUGGCGAUUAAAUCCAUCCGUAAGGAAAAGAUUAAAGAUGAACAGGACAUGGUGCACAUCCGUAGAGAGAUCGAGAUCAUGUCUUCCCUCCGUCAUCCACACAUCAUCUCUAUAUAUGAAGUCUUUGAAAAUAAAGAUAAGAUAGUGAUCGUAAUGGAAUAUGCCAGUAAGGGUGAGCUGUACGAUUACAUCAGCGAGCGCCGCAGACUCAGCGAGAGAGAGACGAGACACUUCUUCAGGCAGAUCGUCUCGGCUGUCCAUUACUGCCACAAGAACGGAGUAGUACACAGAGAUCUCAAGCUAGAAAACAUUCUCCUGGAUGACAAUGGUAACAUCAAGAUAGCCGAUUUUGGUUUGUCCAACCUCUACCACAAGGACAAACUUCUUCAAACAUUCUGUGGAAGCCCACUGUACGCCUCUCCAGAGAUUGUAAAUGGAAGACCGUAUCGAGGUCCAGAGGUUGACAGCUGGGCACUGGGUGUUCUCCUCUACACUCUUGUGUACGGAACAAUGCCCUUUGAUGGAGGAGAUCACCACAGACUCAUUCGCCAAAUCAGCAGUGGAGAGUACAGGGAACCACCGCAGUCAUCAGACGCUCGUGGUCUGAUCCGCUGGAUGUUGAUGGUUAAUCCAGAGCGUAGGGCCACAGUCGAGGACAUCGCAAAUCACUGGUGGGUGAACUGGGGAUGGAAGACCAGCGUGUGUGACUGCCAAACCCAAAGGGAAAACAGUUCACCAAUGCUGGCCCGCUUCAUUGACUGGCAGAACCGCACUGAGGUCCAAACUGGCAAAGCCCAGCGCCCGGAUUCUGGUAAUAAAACUAAUGUUACUAAUAUAGGCUUGACUCCAGCCUGGCGCCUGAGAAAGUCCAUGAAGGAAAACGAUGGAGGGAUUUGGAGUGUUGCAGACGAGAAGCCUGGCCUCAAAAGACCAAAGAGUAUCCUGAAGACUCGGGCGACCAGUGGAGACCAGCGGUCUCAGAGUUUGUGCGAGGUAGAGCUCAGACGGUCCAUUUACUACCAAGACUCUGAGUGUGGUUCCAGUCCGGAGCGAGAAGACAUGCUCGGUGGCUCGCCAGCAAAAAUUGUCUCCAUGUUACCUAAGAAAGGCAUUCUAAAAAACAACCAGCAGCGCGAGUCAGGGUAUUACUCCUCGCCAGAGCGCAGCAAGUCCUCUGAACUGCUAGGGGGAGCCACUGUGCAGCCUCCGUCAAACAUCUCGCCCCCAAAACGGACUAUAGGCAGGAAAGGUAUUCUCAAGCGGAAUGGAAAAUAUUCUACACAAAGUGCCACACCUGCUGUGGGACUCCAUGGGGAGGUGCCGGUAGACUUGAGUCUCUCAAAAAGCCAAAGCAGACCCUCCAGCAUCAUCUAUGAGGAGACUGGACUCUCCAGCAGGGGGUUGGACUGGCCACCCACCUCUCCAAAACCCAACAUCCGGGGAUCCCUCUCAGCAGAAGACUUGCUUCAGAUGGCUGGGUACAGGGGCCUUCAAACCAUUCCAGGCGACAAGGGCGCCUGCAGCCCUCCUGGUUCCCCUGGAGACAAUGGCAGCUUUUCCUUGCUGGGCGAUCUGGAUGAUGUCACCCAGGUAUAUCAGAAAGCCUUGGACAUCAGUAGCAAGCUGAGCUAGACUUGGGCAUAGAUGAUGCAACAAAGGCCAGGCAUUGCUUCCAUUGGCCACUCUGCAUAAUGAUCAUUUCAUUGUAUAGAAGGAGAUUGUUAAAUGGAGAGACAGGGGAGAGACUGGAAAAGUGAAUUAUUCUCAGCUUGUCCACCCAUCAUAGUGCUGCUGGGGAAUGUUUACAGUUCGAGAAAGUAGGAAGUUUCAAGUGUCCAUUCACCAACUCGUGUUGAUGAGCAGUUCUCAUGAUAUUCUCGUUUUAAACUCGACAAUCGAGGGGGGAACAACGCAAGCACUUUAAGGCAGAUGUUCUCUGUGAUGCAGCACAAAAUAUACAUGACAGCUGGGACUAUGUUAUUUAAAUUAUUUAUUUGUCAUUUACGUUGAGACAAUUUGAAAAUGCCAAUGUCAUUUUAUAGUCACUUUUGGAAGAGCCGUUGUCAUUUGAACAUGUCAUACAUUAUUAAUAGGUCAGAUAAAGGCAGUUACAACAUCUGUAUCAUGUAUAACCAUUUUAUAAUACCAGUGAUUUCAGAGAAAUACAUUCUCAAGAGAUAACAAAAUAAUGUAGACGGUACCAAAAACCACACAAACCAAACAUCAUGAUCCCAGAGUUUCUUUUUAACUUACUCUGCUGAGACAAAGAGCCGAUCUAAUGUUAACACAUACUAUCUGUUGUUUGAUCAUGAACAGUGAAUCAUAUUUACAUGAAUGGUCAAUGGCAAAGGUUGUAUCAGUGUUAUGACAGGUGAGCUUUUCAAACACUCUCCGUCUCUAAAGCGUGCACAUAUGGGCAAUUAUAUGAGCUCCCUGAAGUGUGAACGUGUGGAAGAACAAGCUUUAACCUAUGGUGUAAUUUUGGCCCAGAAAUAAACCAUGUUUCAACAACUGAUGAAACUACUGAGUUUCAUUAACAACUGAUACUAACAACUGAGGCCAAACUAUUCUUUUUAAGAGGUGGGGAGUUAAAAGGCACAUACAGAAUAUGAAAAUAAAGCUUUAGAAUUGUUUUUUUUUUUUUUUUUUUUUUUUCUAAUAGGGAAUCAAAAGGUCAUGAUAAGAACUGUAAAAUCUUUAGGAUGUAUCAGAUAUUGUGCAAUUGCUUUAUUGUUUAACAUGCAUUGACAAGCUGAGAUAAACUAAAGAUACUAUGCCAUAAUUUUAAAUUUUUUUUUAUUUUUUUUAUGUUACAUUAUGUUGUGGUUGUGCCUCUAGUUUAAUUGCUGACAGAGAUUUUAGCUUAAUUUCAAAAACAUUGGCUUCAUGGGGCAUUAUUACUGUGGGUUAUGCGUUAACUAUAAUAGGCUAGCUUUAAACUUAAGUAUGUGCUUAAUAUUAAAAUCUGCAGUAAUAUGUAAAAGGCAUUUCUGCCAAGCUAAGAAUCAGUGUGGCUUUUAUAUGAAGUACCUUGUAACAAGUAUAUAUAUACAGUAUAUACACACAAUUAACUGGAAAAAGAAUGUGUUUGUCCUAUAGGAUAUCUGUUAUAUAGACCAUGGAGAAAACUUGACUGGAUAUGUUACUACAUAUUUAAAUUUUGUUAUUUAAUAUGUCUUGUAUAAUAAACUGUGCAUUGUCGUGGCUAUUUGUUAAUCUGUUUUUGUUUGUGUGUGUGUUUUAACAUUGAUGUUACGAUUGUCUUGAUUUGUGCCUUCUUUGACAUGAGACUGUCAAUGUUAUUCUCAGUUCAAACUAUUUGCAGUAUUGUGUAAGAGUUUUUUUUUUUUUUUUUUUUAAAUAGGCAUCAAUGGCAAAGAAGUUUCUCUAUAUCGUUUGUUAUGAACAGAGUUAGGUGGUGUAUUAAACUGUGUUGGACGUGCUCAGUGCAAAACACGGUCACUUCUAAUAAAUGUCUCAAUUU
This is a messenger RNA of Myxocyprinus asiaticus (Chinese sucker), 4153 nucleotides long. It is a transcript of the gene nuak1a, whose product is annotated as NUAK family, SNF1-like kinase, 1a. Bases 421 to 2301 code for a protein of 626 amino acids. The record is from RefSeq and is a predicted model, not a curated record. Gene Ontology annotation, molecular function: tau-protein kinase activity; protein serine/threonine kinase activity; ATP binding. Gene Ontology annotation, biological process: intracellular signal transduction; microtubule cytoskeleton organization; protein phosphorylation. Gene Ontology annotation, cellular component: cytoplasm. Lineage: Eukaryota; Metazoa; Chordata; Actinopteri; Cypriniformes; Catostomidae. The transcript is spliced from 7 exons.